Daldinia caldariorum is the source of this 1930-nucleotide messenger RNA. RefSeq lists its product as uncharacterized. Bases 394 to 1782 code for a protein of 462 amino acids. The transcript has 8 exons. Gene Ontology annotation, molecular function: oxidoreductase activity, acting on the CH-OH group of donors, NAD or NADP as acceptor; NAD binding. The record is from RefSeq and is a predicted model, not a curated record. Lineage: Eukaryota; Fungi; Ascomycota; Sordariomycetes; Xylariales; Hypoxylaceae.
CUCUUGGCUUAUUACGUGAAGCGAUAGGUUGAUGUGGAUACAUAUAGGUGUAUAUUAACAGGCCGGACGGGUGGCUAGGUAGUAAGCCUGUAAGUACCUAAUUGCUAACGAUAUUCCUAACCACGUACUUGUACCUAAUGCGCUAAGCCAUAAUUGUGGUAAUUCUGGUACCCUCUCCGGUUUCUGUAAUAAGUUUAAACUAAAAUAAGUUUUUGGAACUUUUUGAAUAAUAAUCGUCCUCAAAACUUUCCCCGAUUCUGAGUCAAAUUACAACCCGUUCAUGGGCUAUAUGUAGCUAGCCAUUCCUCAGAUUAUUUCCUAAGUUUGCAUCCCAGUGUCUCAGAUAACCCAAAUAACCUAAAUAACCCCAAAUAACCCAAAAAUUGCGAAACUAUGUCACAAGCACAAAACAUCACCAGGGCCCCCGAGGCCGAGCUGUCCGUCUCGCCAUCCACUGCUACAUUCCACUCCCCGCUAUCCAGCUUUGGCGGCGGGGCUCUUCCCCAGCGUGGCCAGCUAAAGCAGCUCAAGCCCUUCAACACUCAAGAUAUCAAGAUCCUCUUGCUUGAGAAUGUCAACCAGAGCGGUAGGGAUAUCUUGACUGGUCAGGGUUACCAGGUCGAAUUUUACAAGAGCUCGUUACCCGAAGAUCAGCUGAUCGAGAAGAUUCGAGAUGUCCAUGUCAUUGGUAUCCGUUCAAAAACUAAAUUAAGCGAAAAAGUCCUUCGCGAGGCCAAGAACCUCUUGGUGAUUGGCUGUUUCUGCAUUGGAACCAACCAGGUUGACUUGGAGUAUGCUGCUCACCAUGGCAUUGCCGUCUUCAAUUCGCCCUUUGCAAACUCCCGUAGCGUGGCCGAGCUUGUUAUUUCCGAAAUCAUAGCUCUAGCCCGCCAAUUGGGUGACAGGUCCAACGAGAUGCACAGAGGCACCUGGAACAAAGUCAGCAACAAGUGCUGGGAAAUCCGCGGCAAGACUCUUGGAAUCAUCGGAUAUGGACACAUUGGUUCCCAAUUGUCUGUCCUUGCGGAGGCUAUGGGAAUGUCCGUCAUUUAUUAUGACGUCGUGAACUUGAUGGCAUUAGGUACGGCUCGGCAAGUACCGAAGUUGGAGGAUCUCCUGAGAGAGGCCGACUUCAUAACUCUGCACGUCCCAGAGCUACCCGAAACCAAGAACAUGAUUUCUGCGGCGCAGUUCAACCAGAUGAAGGACGGCUCAUACCUCAUCAAUGCCAGCCGUGGAACUGUGGUUGAUAUACCGGCCCUAAUUAACGCCAUGCGCAGCGGCAAGAUUGCGGGAGCUGCGCUAGAUGUUUACCCGAGCGAGCCGCGCGCAAACGGCGACUACUUCACUAAAGACCUGAACGGCUGGGAGGAGGACCUUCGCAGUCUGAACAACAUUAUCCUUACUCCCCACAUCGGUGGUAGCACCGAAGAAGCUCAGCGAGCAAUCGGUGUAGAAGUCGGCGAGGCUCUGGUCCGAUAUAUCAACCUGGGCAUUACUUUAGGCAGUGUCAACAUGCCCGAGGUCAACAUGCGUUCACUAACAUUGGAGGAACCCGACCACGCCCGAAUUAUUUACAUCCACAACAACGUUCCUGGUGUUCUCCGCAAGGUGAACGAGAUUCUUGGAAACCACAACGUUGAUAAGCAGAUCAGUGACAGCAAAGGAGAUCUUGCCUAUCUUAUGGCUGAUGUUAGUGACGUCCAAACGAGCGAUCUGAAGGAGAUUCAAGACUCACUUGAAGCACUGAGCUCCCGUAUUUUGACGCGCGUGCUAUACUAGGAAAGGGUUACGGUAGUUGGUGGCGGGUAGUAGGUGGAUUGUAAGUUUUUUUCUUGGUUGAUGUUGAUGGGAAAGGCGUUGAAGCCGAACGAAAUAAUUAUCGCAUUUAUGGGUAUCUAAUACAAAGAAAAAUUCAACUUAUGGGGAG